AUGAAAAUAGAAAAAAAGAACAUCGGAAUAUAAAGCAACCAGAGGUUGACAAAUAUGUAGAGCAGAUAAAUAAAGCAGAAUGGUGGUGGCUUCAAAAUUUGGUUGAGUGCAGAUACAACAAAGCAGAGAGAAAAGAAAAAGAAAUAUACAUACACACGAAUAUAUAUUAUUAUAUAUAUGUAUGUAUCCAGUAUCUACCUCCGUUUUCAUCCAAUCUCCAGCUCGAGUUUUUCUAUCUGGAGGAAAUUUCCUCUUGGGAUACUUAUUUUUUAACAUAUAUAAGUGAAUUGAAGAUUACCCGAGAGGUAAAUGCGGUUGCUAUAAGCUGCUACUGUUUUUGCUUGAAAGAUUCGAAUUAUCUGAGGAAACAAGGGAGAGGAUGGACUAUGAGAAUUUUGAGGAGGAAAGGAGAUCCAAGAUUGGGGCUUUCAGGAAAAGGGCAAUAAAUGCAUCGAACAAGUUCGCUCAUUCUCUCAAGAAAAGUGGGACAAAGAAGGUCGAUUUUGGAGUCCAUUCCAUUUCCAUUGAGGAUUUUCGAGAUGCAAAGGAAGAGAGUGCUGUCUGUUACCUGCGCAAGAAGCUCCUUGAAAGAGGCCUGCUUCCAGUCAGACAUGAUGAUUAUCAUACUUUGUUGAGAUUUUUGAAAGCGAGGGACUUCAACAUUGAUAAGACCAUCCAGACGUGGGAAGAAAUGCUUGAUUGGAGGAAGCAUUAUGGAUCAGAUACCAUAUUGGAAGAUUUUUAUUUUGAGGAACUGGAAGAAGUCUUGCAAUAUUAUCCUCAAGGAUAUCAUGGAGUUGAUAGAGAAGGCAGACCUGUUUAUAUUGAAAGACUUGGAAAAGCUCACCCAAGUAAACUUAUGCGCAUCACUUCUGUCGAGCGUUACUUAAAAUAUCAUGUUCAGGAAUUUGAGAAAGCUCUACAUGAGAAGUUUCCGGCCUGUUCCAUUGCUGCAAAGAGAAGAAUAUGUUCAACCACGACAAUUUUGGAUGUACAGGGACUGGGUGUUAAAAAUUUCACUAAGACUGCUGCUAGUCUAUUGGCUUCCUUGGCUAAGAUUGAUAAUAGUUACUAUCCAGAGACACUCCAUUGCAUGUAUAUUGUUAAUGCUGGACCUGGAUUCAAGAGAGUGCUUUGGCCUGCCGCACAGAAGUUCUUGGAUGCAAAAACUAUUUCUAAAAUACAUGUUUUGGAUUCCAAGUCUUUAGUGAAGCUAUUGGAAGCUAUUGAUCCAUGGUUUGUUUCUCUUCUCUACUUCAUCAACUACCUGACUUUUUGGGUGGAUCAUGCACUUGCUCAAUGGAGGGAGGUUGUGUACAGUGCUGAAGCAGCAAUGCAGAUUGCCAGAACUGCCAGUGACUUGUAUAUUGAAAUCCAUCCAUUUAAGGUUGCAAUGGUCGGAAAACAUGGUGAUUCUUCACUUUCAUCAUUGGCAAAUGCUGAUGAUCAUAGCUCCCCAACAAGGCAUAGUAGUAAUUCAAAUAUUUCAGGACUCGCCACAGACCAUGAACCCAGAACAUCAGAUCUAUGUAUCUAUUAUAGUUGUGAUGAAUAUUUUAGUACCGAAUCUAAAUAUGGGGAGGAUGAGCUGAGUGGGGAGGACGAAUCUCUAGGUAUGUAUAAUGGAAGAAAAUCUGGUGCUGAUGCAAGACUAAGUAUGAAAGGUACUCUUGUUACAUACUGGUUGAAUGUCAUUGUGAAGAGAAGCUUCCGGUAUAUGUCGAGAACAGUAAAAUCUAUUACGACAAAGCUUAUUGGUUCCAUCCGAAAUGCACCGUUUGAAUAUCGAAUGGGACAGUCAAAUGUGUGUGCACCCAAUAGACUCAGAGACCAUGAACCAAAUACCCGAUCUUGCAUAAAAGUAAGAAAAGCAGUUACUGAAGAGGACAAGUUUCGAUCAUGUGUACAACGUCUAAAGAGGCUAGAAACGAUGCUGGAAGAACUUAACAACAAACCUGCUGAAAUUCCACUUGACAAGGACCAAAUUCUUCAGCAGUCGAUAGAGAGGAUAAAGUCUAUCGAGUUUGACCUUGAGAAGACAAAGAGGGUAUUGCAGGAUACAACGGUGAAGCAGCUUCAGAUUGUCGAGUUACUAGAAAAUAUGCUGGAGUCCAAAUUUCAGGCAAGUCAAACUUAUUUGGCCAGUUGGGUUAUUUUGGAUGAGACGAAGGUUUUUCUGUCGAAGUCUGGGAUUGUUUUAGACUCAGAAACAACAAAAGGUCAAAUGUGUGAUAACAGGAUUAACCUUUAAAUGCAGCUCUAUUUUGAGCAACUUAGAGGUUUUUAUUAGAGGGCAGUUGCAUUAUAUUCCAUCCAUACGAGAUUGCUGUGUUUUCCCAAAAAACUACCGCCUACUGGAUUUCAAAGCUCCAAUUUAGUGGAAACUCGUAUUGUCUGCAGUAAGAGAUUGCCGAGAAAGUAGUUCGUAAAACUAGUUAGUAAGAUCAAUAACAAGACUGCCCAAUUGUUGAUUAAAUUACCCAAGAAGCAUGUUCAUAAUAUGUAUAAAUCUUUGUUGAACUUUUAGUCGCUUGAAUUACAUAAAUGUGAAGAGCUAUAAUAAAACUGAAAUAAGUUGAACGAUAAG
Striga asiatica is the source of this 2587-nucleotide messenger RNA. Lineage: Eukaryota; Viridiplantae; Streptophyta; Magnoliopsida; Lamiales; Orobanchaceae. The record is from the annotation of a GenBank genome assembly.